UUUUUGACCCUUUGUUGGUAGAAGAGGAAGAAUGAGGAAAUUAUUGGAACACGUGGGCGUAGGAUUGGGUAGAGAGAUCAAGUUAGUAGCAACAUGUAGCGGUGAUUGUACAAUAAAAAUAUUUUCAUUAUUGGACAAAAGUUGUAUUAAAACACUUGAAGGACAUCAAUUUGCAGUUUUAUCAAUUCUUUUUAUUGAAAAUUCGUCAAAAUUAAUUUCUGUUGAUGGAGGGGGAAUUUUAAGAUUAUGGAAUGUUAAAAAAGGAAUCUGUGAAUGUGUGGAAGAAGGACAUAAUGAAAAGAUUUGGUCUUUGAGAGAAUUACCUAGUGAUAUUAAUUUACAACAAAAAAGCGAGGACAUUGAAGAAGAAACUGGUGAUUUAAAUAAAUUAUCCGAUUCAUAUUGGAUUACUGGUGCUGCCGAUGGUUUGCUUACUAUUUGGAGAGAUAAUACAAAAAUUAUGAAAGCUUUAACACAAAAAGAGGCAACUAAAAAAAUUACUGAUCAACAAACACUUUCCAAUUUAUUACAACAAAAUCAUCUUUUUGAGGCAUUGCUUUAUACGUUGGAUUUGGAUUUGCCUUUUCAAUGUCUAAAAAUUUUGCAACGACUAUCGUCUGAUAUUGUAGCCACCUCGGAUAAUGAUCAAUUACAAAAAUUAAUUAAUAUAAUUAAAAAAUUGUCAAAAAUUCAAUUAUCUGCAUUACUUGGAUAUUCAACACAAUGGAAUACAAAUAGCAGAACAUAUUCUGUUGCCCAGCUAGUUUUAAAUUGUGUUUUGAGGGCUAUACCACCAGAAGAAUUGAUGGAAUUACCCAAUAUAGAAAAUAUUGUACAACGAUUUUUGCCUUAUUCAUUAAGACACCAAGAACGAAUAAAAAAUUUCCGUAAAAGUGCUGCUCAUAUUGAUUAUAUGUUUUCUUCUAUGCGUUUAAAUGAAAUUUAA
This is a messenger RNA of Meloidogyne enterolobii, 946 nucleotides long. Lineage: Eukaryota; Metazoa; Nematoda; Chromadorea; Rhabditida; Meloidogynidae. The record is from the annotation of a GenBank genome assembly.